GCCGAGCUGCACGCCGGGAGGCCGCGAUGGCGAACGUGUCCGAGCGGACGCUGCAGGUGUCUGUGCUGGUGGCCUUUGCCUCCGGGAUUCUCGUGGGCUGGCAGGCGAAUCGGCUGCGGAGGCGCUACCUGGAUUGGAGGAAGAAGAGGCUGCAGGACAAGCUGGCGGUGAUGCAGAAGAAGCUGGACCUGGCCUGAGACCCGCCGCCGCCAGUCCACGCCGGCCCCCGGCCCUCACCCGCGCGGGGGCUACGGCGGGGCCCGCUCCGACCCCGGCCGGCGGCUCACCCCGACCCCGGCCCGCCGCCUCCCGACCCCGGCCGGCGGC
Messenger RNA from Loxodonta africana (African savanna elephant), 327 nucleotides. RefSeq names its product mitoregulin (gene MTLN). Lineage: Eukaryota; Metazoa; Chordata; Mammalia; Proboscidea; Elephantidae. Gene Ontology annotation, cellular component: mitochondrial inner membrane. The transcript has a single exon. Gene Ontology annotation, biological process: positive regulation of mitochondrial membrane potential. The coding region runs from base 27 to 197 and encodes 56 amino acids. The record is from RefSeq and is a predicted model, not a curated record.